CAUCUCUCCUGGCGAUCAACCAAUCCAUCAAUUUACCUUCCACAUUCAAAGAAGGCCACGAAAACAAGGAACUUUGGCAACUUUUUGUUUCCUUUCUAUAUCGCGGGACACGAACAAACCUUCAAUUCCCAAUCAAACAACACGAAGUUUGUGCCUGACCGACACACCGCGGCUAACUGCAAAAUACCCUUACCCGCAACAACCACCUGAAGGAAGCUUCCCACCGCCCGAUCUCGCGAUCCGAUCAAGGGGUGCUUGCUGGUCGUAGCACCUCGUCACCGACAGAACCAAACCUACCUCGCUUUGACUUUCCAACAGCACACGAUAAACCUAGACAUCAGAUAUCUAAUUACACCAACCGAACGUAACCCAUCCACAAGAACACCCGUUACACAAUAGGAAAUCCGAAACAACAAACAACAUCCCGACCAACAAAGGCAACAACAACAACAACAACCAAGAUGUCCUCCUGGUACUCCAACCUCUCCAACAACAUCACCAAGCUCCAACGCACCUACUUCUCGGGCGAAGCCGACGGCGACACCGAAGACGACACCCACGUCUGCCGCGUCCUGCGCGCCUACUAUAUCGAAAAGGGUCAACACUUUCCUUCCUGGCUACCUCCCGACCCCAAGGCUCCUCCUCCUGUCCAACAACAACAACAGCAGCAGCAAGGACAACAACAGAGAUAUAACGGUUAUGGCGGUCAGGGUCAACAACAGUUAAGCAGUCUAUGGGACAAUAACAACGGUGGCGGCCGGGGAGGAGGAGGAGGAGGAGGAGGAGCAGGAGCGCAACAAGGAAGUGCGGCGCAAAGUCGAAACCCUUUCGCCCGCGGCGCCGCUUCCUCAGCUGCUUCGUCACCUGUCAACGCCGCCCCCGGCCAUGGUGGUGGGUAUCAAGCAGGAGGACAGCAUCAAGGAGGAGGAGGGGCGCCGCCGCAGAGUCUAAGAGCCGGCAGCACCAGCAGCAAUGGGGGGUACGGCCAUCAACAAUCGGGGCCCUACGGCUCCGCAGCAGGAGGCGGAGCAGCUAGCAGCGUGGCGUCAAUGCCUGCGCAGCACAGUGGGAGCAGUGGGAUUAGUGCGCAGGACAAAUUGAAGCAGAGGCUUUGGGGCGGGUCGAGGACAACUAGUCCUGGAAACUCGAGUGGGACUGGGCCGUUUGCGCCGCCUGCUGCUGCUUCCCAGCAGAGGGCAGGUGGACCUAGACUGCCGCCAGGAGGAGGGAGGAUGGGGUUGCCUAGUAACCCUAGGAUGCGAUAG
Messenger RNA from Neurospora hispaniola, 1265 nucleotides. Its product is annotated as Sec1-binding region of Mso1-domain-containing protein. NCBI's taxonomy places the organism in Eukaryota, Fungi, Ascomycota, Sordariomycetes, Sordariales, Sordariaceae. The transcript has 2 exons. The record is from RefSeq and is a predicted model, not a curated record. Bases 462 to 1265 code for a protein of 267 amino acids.